AUCUGUGGGCGUGCAGCUCAGGUGGGAAGCCAGUUGGUUAAACCCCUCCAUUCGUCAGUGUUGUCAGUGGAGUCUUGUCUCCGUUACUGACAGACACCUGAGGCACUGUGUGGGACGAUGACUCACAACCGACUGCUGAUGACUACAAAUAUGUUGUGCACGCACCCACGCUCCCAAGCACACCGCGGCGCGCGCUUCUCCACGUGAACUCUCGCACAGCGGGCAUCAAAAGCCUUUACGUCAAGCCAGACAGGAAGGAGAAAGCAAAUCUGAUGGCACGAUAGCCGGGUCCUCACGUCCCACCAAAACAAAUGCAUGCCCGCUCUCGCCCAUGGACGCGCUAUCCUGUUUCAUACGGAUUUCGUCUGUGUGCACUGUGGCAUUGCUGAUCUUAUGGCAGACAGCAACCAUCGCCCAUCUGAUCCACUGUGAGAGAAAAUAAUUCGACGAGAGGAAGUGAGAUGAAUAGCCAACAACGGCCAUCACUGCUCGCCUUGUCGGCUCUCCUGUUCUGCAUAUUAUACCAGACAGCUGGGGCCAGCACAUCUCAUCGCAGCAGCUCAGCGUCAUCAACAUCAUUCCCAUCAUCGGAGGUGAGAGGUACUAAUGAUUUGGGAACGCCUCAAAACUGGCUAAAACAGACUUCCCUCAGUUCCAACUAUGGAAAUCACAGCCACGAAAGUAGGCCAUCAUCACCAAAGCUUAAAGAGGUAACAGGCCAUGCGCACAGCUUCUCUUUCAACACCAGCAGAGGCAAUAUUUCUACUGUGACAAAUGGAAGAUCUGGCAGGGACCCAAGCUGGAGCCCAGAGGAAGAGGUGUCACCACUGUGUGCCUACAGAGUGAUUGAGGGAGGCAUUGGGGGGCAGCUGUGUUUUCGACACACAUUGCCUGGCUACAAGUGUCAUAAGGAAGACUGCAGGACAGUGGUGUCUUUGGGGAAUCUGGUGGCAAAUAUUCUUAUCAAUGGCAGUGUACUGUUACAGUGGACUCGCAAGGGAGAGUCCACAAUGACCGACCAAGAUGUAAAAACAAAAGAGACUUCAGCUGAACAGAAGAUCAAUGGGGAUCCUGGGAAAAAUGUAACAAGAGAGGAAACUCUGCGAUCAGACACUGUUUUCAGAGGCCGACGCCACAGACGGGGAGGCUACGAGUUGAGCUGCUGGUGGAAUGGAAGCUAUACUCAGUUCGAGUGCGCUGGUGUCCAUCUUGGAUCUGGCUGCAGAGACUUUCUCCUGACUGAGCUGCACGAGAACAUCCCCUACCGCAUCUGCCUGCGCUCCCUGGCCCGCUCCGAUCCAGCUCAGAGAGCUGACCAGAGGGACUGUGUGGAGUUUGCCCUGCCACCGUCUGGGAUGCAGGACAUUGUGAUUGCCAUGACAACAGUCGGGGGAGCUAUUUGCGUGAUGCUGGUCAUCAUCUGCUUGCUGGUGGCGUACAUCACAGAAAACAUCAUGAGCCCCACAGCGCAGCACACAUACUCCUACCGCACCCACUCGCGUCACUGAUACUCAACUGAAUCCUAGAUGCACUGCUAAAUUUAUUAAAAAAAAUUGCCUAAGAAUAACACACACGAUGACCAUUACUAAUCUCACAAUCACAGUCAAUCACUGUCAGUCAUAGUUAUUUUACGGUCAGCCACAUUAGUACAAUGUCAUGUUAAUGACCGAAUUGAAGCACAAUCUACUGUGGCUCUGCAAAUAACAUGCCUUGUCAACCUCUGAGAGGAUGCACUGAACCAAAAGUACUGACAACCUACAUUCACUAUUAUACAGUAGUUUACUGUGUCAUGUUUCUGUUCGAGGCUGUCUGUGGUUGCGUCUGUCAAUCUGUGUGCUGGCGGCAUUUAUACAGCAAUACAAUUAAUGAAAUGCUUUGAAUACAUCAGAAAAGGCAGUUUGUAUUGUUUUGGGGUUUUUUUGCUAAAUGUGCAGCCUGUGAAAGUGUCCAGACUUGUCCUGUUUUUGCAAGGGACACAGGAAAAUAAAACAUGAAACUGACUGGAACUUUCCCCUUUGACUAAAUCAUUCCACCAUGUAUUUUUGCUUUACGGGCAGCAUACAGUGUGUAUUUGUACCAUUCUGUGAAGGGCAACCCAUUCCGGUGUAUUUCCUAAUACUGUGCCAAACAUCUUGAGGUAGAAUGCCUUUAUGUCCUGCUGUCAGUGAAUAAAGUACCAUGAGGACAUUUGUAAUACUUUACAGCUGUCUUUAUUUUUCUCCUUGUGUGUGUGUGCGAGAGAGAGUGCAUGUGUUAUUUUUCACGUUCCAGCACAGUUUUAUCAACAACAGAUGUGAAUUCAUCAAAUGUGUAUAAACACAAUCCCUUGCUAGGUGACACAGGUCAAUCACAAAACAGAAAAACAGCCAAUUAUUUAGUGUUUUCACUUAUGUCUUUCUGUAUGGUAACCUAAUAUAUGAUCAGAACAGGAGUGGGCCAUAUGCAUCCUCUAUCAUGGCACACAUAAUAAAUACCUGGCCAAUCGAACCAGUCCAUCACAUUUGACAUUACGUAGUUGAAACAUGGAAACACUUGCACUGAAUACAAAUUAAAGGGAGAGGUAGGCCUACAUCAUCAGAUAUAGCAUACAGAUACACCAUGUCUAUG
Scatophagus argus is the source of this 2607-nucleotide messenger RNA. It is a transcript of the gene fndc10, whose product is annotated as fibronectin type III domain containing 10. Bases 462 to 1508 code for a protein of 348 amino acids. Lineage: Eukaryota; Metazoa; Chordata; Actinopteri; Scatophagidae. The transcript has 2 exons. The record is from RefSeq and is a predicted model, not a curated record.